AUGAAGCUCCAAAGUGUCGUCGUGUUUGUUGCUCUCUGCGUUUUGGGCCUGACCGAAAUGGCCAGCGCCAUUUGUUUGCUGAGGAACGUUACGCGGCCCGUUCAAUACUGGUACCAGUGCUUCAGAUCGGACAAUAAUUACUUAUCCGAGUUAAAAAAGUCACCGAUCGACAUACCGAUCGUGACAUUCACGAACUCGAGGAUACCAAUCAUACGGAACGGAUCCUUCACUCGUUUUGGCAGAACUUUGGAGACCCUCGGAUUUCUGUUCAGCGGUGUCGAGGAGAUCGAGGAUCGUGCGUUUUGGGGCCUUCGCCAGUUAAACGUGCUCGCUCUCCCCGGAAAUAAAUUGAAAAUUAUGAAAAGUGUAUGGUUCGAGGGACUUCCAAAUUUGCGGAGAGUUUCGUUCGAAAAUAAUCAGAUAAAACACAUCGAAGAAAACGUAUUUGCGGUUCUCCCGCCGCUGGAAUGGCUUGACGUUUCCAGUAACAAGCUCAGCUGCAUCCCGACAGCUAAGGUUGCCAAUUUCAAAGCACGCGACUUCCAGUUUCGACACAACCGACUCACCUGGUCCUGCCAGGUCUUGGUGAUGGACUGGCUCAAGGAAACAGGCAUCAGGACGGACUACCUUGACUUUGGCAACCUGGACCCACCGUAUGACCUUGCGAAAAUUUGCGUGUCGAAGCUGCCGACCCCUAAGCUGGACGAAGCGUUUCUCAACAAAUGCGUCGGGGAGACCACCCGCAAAUAUUUACCCCCCAUGGCUGAUUACACUGUUAAAGAUAUGUGCGAAUACCUCAGAGACAAGCCCUCUCCGUUCUUGGAUUGUUCCAUAUAA
This is a messenger RNA of Neodiprion fabricii, 837 nucleotides long. RefSeq names its product leucine-rich repeat, immunoglobulin-like domain and transmembrane domain-containing protein 2. Bases 1 to 837 code for a protein of 278 amino acids. Lineage: Eukaryota; Metazoa; Arthropoda; Insecta; Hymenoptera; Diprionidae. The transcript has a single exon. The record is from RefSeq and is a predicted model, not a curated record. Gene Ontology annotation, cellular component: plasma membrane. Gene Ontology annotation, molecular function: protein binding.